GGAACUUUCUUGCCCUAUUUAGAGAGCCACUUCUAAUCGCUUAUCGACAAGAAAAAUACAAUGGCUUUGUUUCUCGCUCUAUGCUUUGCAAUCAUUCUCUCAUUUUGCCAUGGCUCAGCUCAUGCUGCUAUCCCACCCCGUCCUCUUGAUGGACUUGUUGAAAAUGGGAACUUUGAGCAAGCACCAGCAAAAUCAAAUCUCAAGAAAAGAGCAAUAAUAGGAAAAUACUCGCUCCCGAAAUGGGAAAUCAAUGGCAUAGUAGAAUAUGUCUCAGGCGGGCCACAACCAGGUGGCUUCUACCUUGCCAUUCCUCGUGGGGUCCAUGCAGUGAGGCUAGGCAAUGAGGCAUCUAUCUCUCAAACUCUUACUGUCAAACCAGGCUCAAUUUAUGCACUCACGUUUGGAGCCACUAGAACCUGUGCUCAAGAUGAGGUGCUAAGAGUCUCGGUCCCUGGCCAGUCAAGUGACCUUCCUAUUCAAACCCUGUAUAGCAGCAAUGGGGGUGACACUUAUGCCUGGGCUUGGAAGGCUACCUCUAAAGCUGUCAAGGUCACAUUUCAUAACCCUGGCAUCCAAGAAGACCCCACUUGCGGACCUCUUUUGGAUGCUAUUGCAAUCAAGGAGACGUUACCUCUAAAGUAUAGUAAAGGCAACCUAGUGAAAAAUGGUGUCUUUGAAGUUGGUCCGCAUGUGUUCAAGAACUUCUCAACUGGGAUCCUGCUCCCUCCCAAGCAACAAGAUCUAAUUUCACCACUCCCUGGCUGGAUCAUUGAAUCCCUCAAACCAGUAAAAUACAUCGACAGCAAGCACUUCUUUGUCCCCACCGGAUUUGCAGCGAUUGAAAUGGUAGCAGGGAGAGAGAGUGCCAUAGCCCAAAUCAUCAGGACAAUCCCUAACAAAUUCUACAACCUCUCAUUCACAAUCGGAGAUGCAAAGAACGCUUGCCAUGGGUCAAUGAUGGUUGAGGCAUUUGCUGGCAGGGAAACUCUCAAAGUUCCCUACGUUUCACGGGGAAAAGGUGGAUACAAGACUGCAACUUUGAGGUUCAAAGCAAUUUCAUCCAGGACGAGGAUUACAUUUUACAGUGGAUAUUAUCACACCAAGUUACAUGAUUAUGGUCACAUGUGUGGCCCUGUCUUGGAUGAUGUGAGGGUGUUUCCUACUUAUUAAUAAGGAGAGAUUCGUUUGAUGUUACCAAAUGCAUGUGUCAUAAGUAAUUUUUGAUAUAAUUAAAGUCUUGCGAUUGUCUCUUGACAAAAAAUCUGUAACACUGAAAUGGGUGCUUGAAACUUCUGAAACCGAUGCAGAUAAAAGACAAACUUCAGUCAUUUUAC
Messenger RNA from Populus euphratica (Euphrates poplar), 1334 nucleotides. RefSeq lists its product as uncharacterized. The transcript is spliced from 3 exons. NCBI's taxonomy places the organism in Eukaryota, Viridiplantae, Streptophyta, Magnoliopsida, Malpighiales, Salicaceae. The record is from RefSeq and is a predicted model, not a curated record. The coding region runs from base 61 to 1170 and encodes 369 amino acids.